AUCCUUUCUUCAUCUCUUCUGCACCGUUUCUCAUCCCCCCACUCUUUUCUGCAGCAAAGUCGGCAACUCUGUAAUAUCCGCCUUUGCAUCUUUUUCUUUGCGCUCAGCUCUUCGCUUUUUUUUAGGUCGUACUCUGUACACGUACUCGUUCGCGAGUUGCAAGGCCCUGGACAGCAUCGCUUGGCUGUGCUCCAGCUGUAGGCGGAAGGCCCCCCUGGUCGCCAGAGUACGCUCGUGGAGUCUGUAGUGACACGACCAGAAAGUCCGCUUAGGAAAUCACUUUUCCAUCAUAUUCGAGAGGCCACGACCCUGCAGGUUGCUGAUAUACCUCUCUUAAGCAUCAUCGCCACCUUAGCUGCGCUGGAUCUCUCCCAGUAGUAACAGCUUAUUGGGAAAGUGGUACUAUCCGGUCGCGUUUACCAUAUACUUGAGAAGCGAUAGUAUUAACAGAAAACUGUUGCGUGUAUCCUGUUCUUCCCGUACUGGAUUCGAGUCAACACCACAAAAUCUCGUCCACCAUGUCGUCUGCUGUAGCAGAACUGGAUAACUACCUCCAGUCUAUGCUGGCACUCAAGCCCCCGGGUGUUUCAGGCUCUAAGAUUAACAGUAUUACGUCGCUUUGCACGGCAAACGUUCAGAAUGAAUCCGUUCUCAUCCAGAAGAUCUAUACACACUUCAAGAAGGCACCAGGAACACACAAAUUGGGCGUACUCUAUGUCGUAGACUCUGUAACUCGACAGUGGGUAGAAGCAGCGCGCAAGGCAGGGCAGCCAUCCGGUAGUGCUGCUCCCGAUGGUACUUUCGCCGCUGGUGUCAACAGAGUGACCGAAUUGCUACCCGUCCUCAUGACGGACAUCAUAAACAACGCUCCUGAAGAUCAAAAGGAAAAAAUCAAGAAACUGGUCGACAUCUGGGAACGGGGCUAUACUUUCCCUGCUCCCAUGCUUGCCUCGUUCAAAGAGAAGUUAAACGCACCCCCAUCACAAAAUGUUGAAUCCACCACCCCGGAAGGCUCGCCAGCACCCAACUACAUUCCGCUGGGAGGUCAGCAACAGCCGCUUAACGGCGCCUCUUCGGCCCCCUCUGCUCAACAGGCGCCGGACACCUCCAGUAUUCUAAAGGCUCUGGCCGACAUGGCCAAGCAGAACACAACAGCCCCGGCAGCACCGGCCGUGGCGGCACAGACUAACCCUCUAAGUGCUCUGACCCAGCAAAGUACGGUUCCGCAGCCCGCGUCAUCAUCCGUAGACCAGGCUUCACAGCCCCCGAAUGGACAGGCUGGUGUAAACCCGUAUGCUGCUGCAAGCAUGGCGACCCCGUUCGCGGGAUUGAGUAGUGUUGCUCAGAACCCGGCAUUGGUCCCGCCGCCGCAGACCCAGAGUCAGAGCCACACUCCCAACCCGUUGGCAGCAGCGCAAAACCCACUGGCCGCGCUACUGCCGCAGGCGACUGCAGCUCCGGCUCAGCCGACUGCCCCGAUCGGGCCUGAUGCUCUGCAGCAGCAGCUCCAGCUCCUGCAAUUGCUGGCUGCCCAAGGCAUUCCUCAAGAGCAGUGGGCCACUGCCCUGCAGAUUCUCAGCCUGUCCAAUGCUGCCAAUAUGGGUGGGAUGACCGCCGGCCAGGCUCCGCCGUUCAACCUGCCCGGUCAGCCCGUCGCCAACGCUUGGGGCGCUCGGCCCGACUCCCAGUCACGUGAAUUCGACCGGGACCGGGAGCGUGAUCGCGACUACAUGCGUUCCCCUCCUGGCCAGUACCGCCGCCGUUCUCGUUCUCCCGGUUGGGACAGGCGCCGUGAGGCCUCUCCUCCUCGUCGUCGCGAUAGCCCUGUCUAUGGUGAGUAUCAUGGGGACUCCCCGGGACGUCGCGGUGGAGACCCGCGCGGUCGCCGAGGAAAUGAGUAUCGCCAGCGCAGCCCUCCCGGACGUCGUCGUCGCACUCCCUCCCCCCCUCGCAAGGAUCCUACCUUGCCUCCUCCGGGCCCCAAGUUUAUUGAGUGGGAUUACUCCAUUGGCCAAGGGAACAUUAAAGUCCUAAGUCGUACUCUUUUCGUUGGUGGUGUUACGUCCUCUGAGGCGCAUCUCCGCUCUCUCUUCAGCAAGUUUGGAAUUGUCCAGACGUGCAUUGUCAACAUUGACAAGCGUCAUGCUUUCAUUAAGAUGAUCAGCCGUCAGGAUGCGGUCAUGGCACGGGAUGGCAUGGAAUCCUACAAGUCCGGCGACAUGCAGCUCAGGACUCGAUGGGGUGUGGGAUUCGGUCCACGUGACUGCAGCGACUACCAAACAGGCAUCAGUGUGAUUCCGAUUGAAAGACUUACGGAGGCGGAUCGGAAAUGGAUGCUCACUGCGGAGUAUGGCGGCACUGGCGGAAGGCCUAUCGAGUCCGGAAUGGUCGUCGAGGAGCCCGACAUUGAGAUUGGCGCUGGUGUAUCCUCCAAAGCUAUCAGCAGAAGAAUUGCUACCGACACUGGCGGCAAGCGCGGACCUGUUUCUUCCCGCACGCAGCAGGACCGAUUCCGUCGUCCGGAACGCGAUGGACCUGCCAACGGGAUGGGCAUGGGCGGCUCGGUGGAGCGGGAUAUACCCAAUGCCAACAAUGUCGGUGUCCCGCCUGCCGUGCCUGGCUUCGGCUUUUCGUUCCCCGGUAUGCCCAUGUUCCCUCCCGGCUUUAUGAUGGGAGGAGCACAAGCUGGAUCCGGUGGUGCGGCACAGCCGCCUCCUCCAGGCCAAGGAAGCAAUUAGCUAUGAAGCGUACUAUUACAACGACACUUAGCCCCUGCUCUCCGUCAUCUCGUUCUUCCCUUGUUUUGAUACCAAUAUUUUCUCUUCGUCUCUUUCUUUCUUGUCUCUCUACCUUUCCCCUUUCUUUCUUUUUGCAACGUUCUCAUGUAAAUUUGUUUUUGCACACCCCCCCAAAAAAUAACCGGCGUUGGCGCUUUCGUAUUCAUUGUUUAGCGGAAGGCAUACGCUUCAUGAGUGGGCGUUUCUUAAGGCGGGUCAAGAGCACGGCAUCUUCCAUGUGGCUCCACAAUGCACCCCCUUCAUGUCUUUGUUCCUUCAGUUCGUCGCAUAAACAGACGUCUCAGCAAACAGCGCUUGUUGGAGAAGUGAGUGGACCGAAGUUCGCUGGCUCGAACACUUACCGAACCAUUCAGCGUCUCAGCUUGCUUCAUUUGUUUUGCUAUUACAUUUUGUUUUAUGUCUUCCCUAUCUUCCUGUAUUCGCAACCCGCUCAUCUCUCUAUGGGAAUUGGGUGGCCCCAAGUGAUGUGAUGUAUCACUCUCCUGCGUCUCUUCUGCCUUUUCCUUUCUUAGUCAAACGAAGAGCUAGUUGGACUGGCUGAUAAUUGCUUCUCGUGUUUCUCUUUUGCACCUGUGUUUCUUUUUUCCUAUCUUCGCUUCCUGUGCAUAAUUGACCUCCCACUUAUUUACUUGAAUUCAUAAGUUCCGAGA
This is a messenger RNA of Aspergillus welwitschiae, 3448 nucleotides long. Its product is annotated as Nrd1 complex RNA-binding subunit. The coding region runs from base 519 to 2738 and encodes 739 amino acids. The transcript has 8 exons. The record is from RefSeq and is a predicted model, not a curated record. Gene Ontology annotation, molecular function: RNA binding. Gene Ontology annotation, cellular component: nucleus. Lineage: Eukaryota; Fungi; Ascomycota; Eurotiomycetes; Eurotiales; Aspergillaceae.